Molecule: messenger RNA, 2612 nt
Organism: Lingula anatina
Lineage: Eukaryota; Metazoa; Brachiopoda; Lingulata; Lingulida; Lingulidae
Molecular function (GO): 3'-5'-RNA exonuclease activity
Source: RefSeq, a predicted model, not a curated record
GCUAGUUGCGAUUCUCCCUUUGAAACUGUGUCAAGUUAAAAUGAACAUUUCACCAUCUGUGUUGAAAUGUAGUCAGGCUGUAGAACAUAAGAUUUGAUUUCAAGCACCGCAGCUAGGUUCACAAUGUGUUGAAUCAUUUACCGUUAGAUUUACCUCAGAAAUGGCUGAAAGUGGUUCGCAGACCAGAGGUGCUGAAACAUUCACAAGACAACAUGGAGAAGAUCCCAAAUCUAGUGACGCUAAUCAGGGCAGGCGGAGAAGUAAACGCCGUUAUGGUGACAUUUUUAAUAAAGAAAAGGAUGACCAUUGUGUUACAAAGUCAAACAAAAGUCCAUGCAAUAAUGUGCCCGAUUCAUACAGUAAUGCAAAACAGGGCAAUGACAUAAGUUCAGUUGGUGAAGUUGCCCAUCGAAAGCCAAGAGAAAAUAGAUAUUGGAAUGUUGCCCAGCAGAUCUUGUCAAAGCGUGUAUGGGUCCGUCAACAUUUCUCACAAGAUACUAGGAGGAUGAAAAGAAGAAUGGAAUUUACAGUGAUGACCUACAACAUAUUGGCCCAGCGCUAUCUGAUGGACAAUAUGUACCUUUAUGGUCAUUGCCCCUCUUUUGUCCUUGCCUGGGAAUUUAGGAGGGACAGGUUACUCAAUGAGAUAACAUAUCACCGAGCAGAUAUACUUUGUUUUCAAGAAAUGGAACCAUGUGUUUUCAAGGACUUUCAGUAUCAAUUAAAACACCUGGGAUACAUCGGUCACUAUGUGAAGAAGACAGGAGAUAAGCCAGACGGCUGUGCCACCUUUUUCAAACGUAGAAAAUUUUCAUUAGCUGCUGUGAAGUGUGUCAGAUUUAAUAAGAAGGUUGACGUUCUUGAUAGAGACAAUGUUGCAUUGAUUCUUCUUCUGAAGGUUCACAGAUUUGGUCAUAAAAAGAUUGUUGUAGGCAAUACUCAUUUAUUGUUCAACCCAAAGCGUGGGGAUGUUAGACUUGCACAAACAGCCCUUCUUCUUUCAUCACUGGAAGAAGUGUCCUUUAAAAAGGAAACGGUAAGGUGGCCGGUUAUAAUGUGUGGAGACUUCAACACAGAUCCUUUCACACCUUUAUAUACAUUUCUUACGGCAGGUCACCUGAGAUAUGAAGGCAUACCUAGGCAUCUUGUGUCAGAAACAGAUUUCUUCACAAAUAAGGCUGUUUUACUGUCCAGGGUGUUAUUGCCACGGAGUUUGGGGAUCUCAGACCAAUGUAUUCGGGUUAAGAGCUUUUUGCAGAGGUGUAACAAACAGGGUACACAAUAUUCAAGGGACAAGGGUAAUGUUCAUAGUAAAAGAGGACUGGAGGACAAGGACACUGUUUCAUCCUUCAAUCAACAAAAGGAAAAGGAAAGUUCAGGUGAACAGAAUGAAGACAAAGGUGCUUCUUCAGAAUAUGGAAGACAAAAGAUUGAAACUUGUUCAGUUGGACAAAAGGAAGACAAAAGUGCUUCAUCAGAAACUGGUGAACAAAAGAAUCAAACUUGUACUGAUAAACAAAAUGAUGACAAAAGUGCUUCACCAGAAUCAGGUAGCCAAGAGAAUCAAACCUAUUCAGGUAGACAUAAUGAAGACAGAAAUACUUCAUUAGAAACUGGCAAACAAAAGAAUCAGACUUGCUCAGGUAGACAUAAUGAAGACAAAAACGCUUCAUCAGAAUCUGGCAAACAAAAUAAUCAAAUUGGUACAAAUAGACAAAAUGAGGACAAAAACCACACCUCACCACCUUCUGUGCAAAAAGAUCUUACUUGCUCAGGUAGACUACUUGAAAACAAAGACUCUGAUGAGAUAGUCGUCCAGAGUUUGUCUCAAAGAGAGUCUAAGGACCAAGAUUCAGACCCAAGAAUUCAUCAGCAGAAAGAUUGGAAUCAGUCAGAGAAAGACUUAACUUCACCCUUAAAUUCCUUGACAUUUGAAACUGGUCAGUUGAGUCAUACAUUGAAUUUAAGAUCUGUCUAUGACCACUGUCUUGGGUGGACAGGUAGACCAGGGGAGAGGGAAAUCACCACACACCACAGCCGUGCCAGUGCCACUGUUGACUACAUCUUUUACUCCACUAGUGGGAGCGGUCAGCAUUUUUCUGGAAACUUGCAGCUACGAGAUCAGUACAGCUUGCUCUCUGAUGAGGAUCUCAAGCAGCUGGGGAGUUUGCCAAACAGAUUCCUGGGGUCUGAUCACCUCUCUCUCUUGGCCAAAUUUGCAUUAGAUUGAUGAGGGGAUUUGGUACACAUGAUAGUGAUUUAUAUAGUAAAUUACGGUUGGCAGUUUUUUUGUUUGUUUGUUUUUUUUGCUAAGAAAAAACCCAAAAGUUGAAAAACACUCAAAGCUAUGUUAUCUUUAAAAUUCCUCAUUGGAUUGACAUUUACGAAUGCAAAUUACUUUUUUGAUGAUGUAAGUAUAUCACAGUAGAAUGCAUCAUUUCAGUUUUUUGAAUGGUUAUAUUUUAUUUAAUACUAUACAAAGUUUUGUACAAAAUAUGAAGAGGUUAAACAUUUAUCUAAAUCCUGCCUACUUUUUUAUAUGAAAACUAUUUUUGUAUUGAAGGUGAACUGGCUUGAAAUAUAGAAACCAAUAAAACCUCAAGUUAAAUGUG